UUUGAGCAAGCGACGUGAGUGAAAGAUUUUGGAACGUCGCCUCUGUGGGAAAUGUACCGGCUUUGGAAACGACCUGCGAAGUAGAUCCAAGAUAUAUUGGCGUAAAUGUCUCUGAGAGACUGCCUUUCCACUAACAUUACUGAUUAAUCUGUUACCCUACUGUGCCCUUUGCUAGUCGACAGAAGGAAGUUACAAAAGUCCCCUCUGCAUUAAGGAUGGAUUCUGAUGUGCUGCCAAGUGGAUGAAUGAUGCUCUGCACUUCCCACAGCUCUGGACUGACCUAGUACUUCAGAUACUGAGCCACCACUUCUGGAAAUUGUACUUGUCAUGAGCAGAUUCAUGUUGGCUAAAGGACUGAAGCGCAAACUUAGUGAUUACGAAGAGAACAUGGCUGGUCUUCCUGGUGCCUUUGAUUCUAAUCCAGGGCUGCCGUAUACCUUGCAGAGACAGCUAGUACUUAACAUGUGCCUCAUCAAAUUGCAGAGCUGUAGAAUGCUGGUGGAACCAAAUUUGCAUCGUUCUGUUCUCAUAGCAAAUACUGUACGACAAAUUCAGGAGGAAAUGAGACAAGAGGGUAGUCAUGAAAGCUCUAGCAGUUGCAAUGGACCAAAUCCAAUUCCAGACACAAACAUACCAUGUCAAGGAGGUAUUGAAUUAACUGGAUCAUCUGUACUCAAUACCUCUCCAGAUUUGAAUGGUUCUUCAGAUUUUUCAGAGAGCCAGUUAGAGAAUUCUUUAGUGUUGGUUUCAGAUAAUGACAUGUCAUCUGCCAUUUCAUCAAUCCUCAAAGACUUGGAUUUCAUGGAAGACAUCAGUCCGUCUCCUUGUCCAAUACCUGAAGAUGAGAGUGAUGCAUAUGUACAUUUGCCUUUUGAAGACCGUACUCAAGAAACUCGGCCUGUGGAAACUGUAUUUGGCUCUUUUGAAAUCAGCAAUUCAACGAGUUAUCUAACAGACCUUGCUUUUGAUGACAUAUUUGAAGACAUUGACACAUCCAUGUAUGACUCUGAUUUGUGUUUGCUUCCAUCAACGUCCGUUAGAUCGCCACCAGCUAUUGUGGAUGAUGUUCCAAAACCCUUUCAGUUAUGCAAUUCAACAUCAGUGAAUACCAUUCAGAUUUGUCGAGUAGACUUAAGUGAUCUGGACCACAUCAUGGAGAUUCUUGUAGGAUCUUAACUUAUAGGAAUGCUUCAGAAUUUUGGGUGCUUGUCUUCCUUAUUAUUUAAAAUGGCUUUAUCUGCAUCAAUAUUAAUGGAAAAAGCCACCAUUUUAGCAAACUACAAUUCAGUCUUUUCAUCUUAAAGUGUAAAUAGUACAAACUUCAAUUACUUUAACAUAAAAACCUUGUAAUCAAAAGACUACAGGGAACACCUAAGCAAUUAGCAUAUGGAACUUCAGAAGGUGAAAUGUAUGCUACUGUUGACAACUUCUGAUUUGCAAUCCAGAAAUGUGGCCAUAACUUAACCACUUGGGUUAUUUUUUAAAGGAAUAAGAUUGUUUUUAUGAAAUUAAUGUAUUUCCAUAAGACAGAAUAUUAAUUCAAUAAGUUUUAAAUGGGGACAAAUGUUUUGUUUCUGCCCACCUAUUGACAGUUUACUGUCUAUAUCCAAAGUGUGGGAGGAACUACUACUCUGAAAUCAUUUUGAUGAGCGUAUUUAUUCAACUGGAGCACAUAACUUGUUACUUCCCCGAAGGGUUUUUAAAUAGGGUAUUACUAUACCAACAAAGGCACCUUUAUCAAAAGGUUACAGGAAUGUUUUAUAUGACAUCUAAGCUAUUUAUUUUUUUAGAAUUUUAUACUCUAAAUAUCAGUGUUCGUGUGUCUUGUUUGGUCUUUAUUUCGAGUCUGACAUGCUUUGCUGUUGGAUUUGGUUUACACUACCUCUUCCAAGAUCUAACAAUAAAGCUUUGUUAAAGAUAAAUAUGCUGUACAUGAGCAGAUAGACCUUUUGGAUUUUUAAUUUUAAAAUGUUUGUGAGAAAAGCUUUUUUUUUAAUUUAUCCAGAGCAAUGCAACUACAUAAAUGAUCAUGUUGAAUAUUUGCUAAUCUUGUAUCUGCUUUUAAACUAAUGCCUUCUAAUGAUUUGUACCAUUGAUAUGAACAUAUUUAUGACUUGGACUCACUGCCAUGCUCCAAAUGGGAAGAAGAUGAUAGUUAAUGUAAAAUAAAGUUUGAAAUGUAUCAAGUUAUUCAUACCCUUAAGCAACUAAACAUUUCCAGAAAAUGUUACCACAUUUACAUUGCAUUGCUUAGUAAUAAUAUGUAUAAGUUGGAAGUAGUGGCCUUAUAAUUUAAUAUAUUGUGGAAAAAUCCAAACUUCUACAGAGUUGAGCACAAUCUAGGUUUACUGUUUGCUGUUCUAAUGGAGAGACAGCUUCAUUGGCAGUUUCUGUUUUUCGGGUAAGAUGUAAAUCUAGGCUAUGAACAGCAUGUAGCAUUUGGACAAAAUGUCAGUCUUAUUGUUAUCUUUUGUUAAGCAACAUAAACAAAUGGAUUGGAAUUGGUUUAUUCUUGCCACAUGGACUGAGGUACAGUGCAAAGCACAAAACUACUGAAUUAUGCAAAACAUAAUUUGUAUAUGACUGUGCGUGCAUUUCUCAAACUAAUUCAAUGAAAGUAGUGUUUUCCAUUGAAUACUAAAAUACCGUUGUUUUUCACUUUGUCUGUUCUUCACCUUAUCUGCCCUUUUCAGUCAACUUGAUCCUCUCCAAAGGCUGACAGGACAGUUAUGCUAGUAUUCUGACUGCCAUAUCUUUAGACCCAAAUUAUUUUUUAAAAACUUGCUCAUCUCUUGCUCAGCAUAAAUCAGCUGUGCUAUGUCUCUUUUGUACGAUUACUAAUGCAAAACUACCCUACAUUUUAAAAUAUAUGCUUCAAGUUUGUGAGAAAGGCACUCUAUAAAUUCAAGUUUCUUAGUUGCUGAGAAAUUGGGGACUUCUUUCUCAAGGAGAGUAUUUGACAUGUGAUUCUAUUAUUCUUUCAAUACAGUACUAUAAUUUUGCAAUUUUGUUAGUAUGUCCUAUCUCAUGCAUUCUGGAUAACCUUCUCUUGCACUGUUAAUGGAAUGAGAGCAAUAGUGAAUUUAGGCAAGAUGGGAAGUGCUAUGUUUCAAUGCCACAGGUGCUUUCUAAAGUUCUAUAUGAAAUGAGUGGCAUAUUGCUGAUAACAUUUGAGUUGCAUUAUGUUAUGUGAUAAGUGGCUGAUAAGCAGUUUGAUGUUUAGAUAAUCAGAAAUGUCAUUUGUGCAAGAACAUUUAGUGGAAGGCAAUUGUGAUCUUGCACUGGCAUGUCAGACUAGGUUGUAAGUCAACCCUUCCUGCAUGAGGUUUAGAUGAUCACCUGCAAUUGGAAUUGUUAAACAUUUUAUUUCAAUCUUCUCCUAAAAACUAUUUAGUGUAGCCUGUUUUUUUUGUUAAUUUUCCUACAGAAAAUUGCUAGUCCAUUAAAUUGUACAUUUGGCUGUUAAGUACCUGUCUCAAUUUUUCAUUUCAUUUAGAUGCAGAUUUGUUCCUUUCGGUAUUAAGGACAUGUGAUCUUGUACAGUGUAUAUAUACAGUUCCUUAAUGUAAUUUACAAAGUUUGUAAUUUAAUCGAGAAAGACUUUUUUUGCUCCCCCCCCCCCGCCCCCUUCCUAUCCCCAGUUCCACUUUGUUACAAUUGAUCUUUAUGGGGCUGGACUAGAAAUUUAGAACUUGAGUUUGUGAAAGUUGUGAAAUUGUGCACAAAUCCCUUAUUAAUAUGUAGGCCAAAACUUCAGUGGCCUAUUCAUGCCAAGUGCAUUAUGAAAUCUCCACUUCUAGAAUAUUUGGGUGUGCAAUAAAUUGUUUAAUUUCUUGUAUAAUGUUAAACGAAAUGUGGUUCCUAUAUGGUUCAUUUGGUUUCAAGUUUCUAGACAUGUAUAUUUUAGUAAUGCACUUUGAUACUAAGUGUAUGUUAGGUUGCAUUGUAUUUGAUUUUUGGAAUUAUUCUAUUUUCAUUAGUUACCCAUUCUAUAGUUGGUUUCAACACUUAAUCCCAAAUAUUUAAAUUUAAGACCUGUGAAAAAUAUUAGUUUGUUUUAGAUUGUGAAACCAUUAAGAUCUACUUUUAGUGAGUUUAGGGAACAGUCACUUUUUGGUCCCUUACUAACUUAGAUUUUGAUCAAUGUUUUACUGCACAGCAGCAUUUAAAUAAUUUUUUUCCCAGAAGUAAAGUUUUAACAAAUUAAACUUUUGGAAAAAGGAAACUGAUGAAUGCUCAGCUAUCUAACCUGUGACAGUUAUAAUCCAUUAAUGAAUUUUCUAUUGAAAGGAAGUCUGUAGGAGUUAUGACAAUACAUCCUCAGGAAGUGACAACUUUCAGUUUCCUGAGGUACUUGAAACAACCUCCACAACUGACCUUGUAUGGUACUAUCUCCCUCUGAUUUUGUGCAUGUUCAACAGAAAGUUCCAGAUUAGUUCAAACCAUUGUUUUGGUGAAAUAUUAUCAGUAAUGGUUUGAUUAAAUUAACAGCAUCUGUCAAGUUAUCUAUGAAGGAGACAAAUUUGCUAUUUAUAUUUUCACUAUUAAAGAUACUAUAUUUCAUAACAAAUCUUGAAAUUAAAAGGACAAGGCCAAUUCUAUAACUAAUGCAACUUGAAUUUCAGUUGGUAUUAUUUUAGUUGGUUAAUACUCAUUUCAGCACUGAGAUUAACCAUGGUAUAAUAGAAUUUAUUUUCUCAAACAUGCAUAGUAUACUUAGUAUUCUAUUUCUAUUUUUAAAAUAAGUAAUUUUGAAUGAUUUAGAAAUUUCAAAGUGAUGUCUCUAUUUACUACUAUUGCAGUAUGUUUGUAACAAGUGGGUUAUAUUUAAACAUUUACAUUUUCUUUCCAUGUUGAAAAUAAAGUUCCG
Molecule: messenger RNA, 4870 nt
Organism: Mobula hypostoma (lesser devil ray)
Lineage: Eukaryota; Metazoa; Chordata; Chondrichthyes; Myliobatiformes; Myliobatidae
Product: SERTA domain-containing protein 2-like
Exons: 3
Coding region: 328-1176 (282 amino acids)
Cellular component (GO): nucleus
Molecular function (GO): transcription regulator activity
Source: RefSeq, a predicted model, not a curated record